This is a messenger RNA of Rubroshorea leprosula, 1516 nucleotides long. The record is from the annotation of a GenBank genome assembly. Lineage: Eukaryota; Viridiplantae; Streptophyta; Magnoliopsida; Malvales; Dipterocarpaceae.
CUUAAGACUUUGAUAAUUGUUAGUAAAUCCACCCUCUCCGGUCUUGUGCUUAUUUUCAUUUUCUUUCUUUAGAUAGCCGAUCGUAGUUAGUCUGUGUUGAGUUCAAACCAUGGAGUUUGAUAUCCAAAUAGUCUCAAAAGAAACCAUCAAACCGUCGUCUCCAACCCCGUCCCUCCUCCGCCAGUACGAACUCUCAUUUCUCGAUCAAAUCCAGCCCCCAAUUUUCAUGCCACUCGUUAUGUUCUACCCCAGAUCACAAAACAAUGGAGACCCAUGUGAGAAUUUGAAGAAAUCUCUAUCCCAAACUUUAAGCAUUUUUUACCCAUUAGCAGGACGAAUCAAGGACAACACCUACAUUGACUGCAACGACGAAGGCGUUUAUUUCCUUGUAGCCAAAGCUAACUGCCACCUUUCUGAUAUUCUAGACCGUCGAGACCCCGGUAAUAACAAUAAACUCAUUUCACUUGAGUUCGACGCUGCUGAGAUUCCGGCCAUGGUACAACUCACCUUCUUCCAGUGCGGUGGACUAGGCGUUUUCUUCCGCAUGUCUCAUAGGCUCGGCGAUGCAUUGUCAUUCUUAAUGUUCAUCAAUUGCUGGGCCGCCAUAGCUCGUGGUGAUGACACCAAGGUAAUAACUCCUCGCUUUGAAUCUGCCAACAUAUUUCCCCCAAAAAAUAUAUCAGUCGGUUUUCCUCCAUUAACGUCGUUUGAGAAGAAUAUCAUGACGAAGAGGUUUGUGUUUGAUGGGGCUUCAGUGGCAUCUCUUAGGGAUAAAUACACUAAGAAUGGAGUACGCCCGAGCCGUGUAGAGGCCUUAUCCACCUUCAUAUGGAGCCGCUUCAUGGCUACAAUGCAAGCAAGGUCUGAUCCAGUGAGACUUUAUAAUGUGAUUAAUGUUGUGAACUUACGUCCACGGAUGGACCCACCGUUGUCCGACUACUACUUUGGAAAUAUUAGCCAAAUGGUGGGAACAGAACCAGAGCCAUUUCCAGACAGGGAGGACGGAUUCGACAAUAUUGGGAACAAGGUGAGAGACGCAAUAAAGAAAGUGAAUGCGGAGUCAGUGAAGAAGCUUCAAGAACAUGGAAUUGGAGGACCUCCAAGUGUCAUAAUGGAAGGAGAUGUGGUGAGUUUGGCCUUCACUAGUUUGUGCAGGUUUCCAUUUUAUGAGGCUGAUUUUGGGUGGGGAAAGCCAGAGUGGGUUGGGUCCGUAAGCCUGAUUAAAGAGAACGUGGUUGUUUUCUUUGACACCAAAAGUGGAGAUGGAAUAGAGGCAUGGAUCAACUUGGAGGAGGAAGACAUGGUUAAGUUUGAAAAUGACAAGGAGAUCCUUUCAUACGUUUGAUGUAAUUUUUCACCUUCCUGCUUGUCUUUAAUCUACUUGUUUUGAUUUCUUUUAUUUGUCCAAUCCUUAAUUUUCAGCAAUGUUUUCUUGUGAUUCAAUAGGCUGCUGAUAGGUGCACACCCCAAACCGGCACUUUUCAUUAUACACUAGUUAUAAAAUUGAUAUUGCAUG